Messenger RNA from Thunnus maccoyii (southern bluefin tuna), 4608 nucleotides. Its product is annotated as adhesion G-protein coupled receptor D2. Gene Ontology annotation, biological process: cell surface receptor signaling pathway; adenylate cyclase-activating G protein-coupled receptor signaling pathway. NCBI's taxonomy places the organism in Eukaryota, Metazoa, Chordata, Actinopteri, Scombriformes, Scombridae. The transcript is spliced from 24 exons. Gene Ontology annotation, cellular component: membrane. The coding region runs from base 215 to 3586 and encodes 1123 amino acids. The record is from RefSeq and is a predicted model, not a curated record. Gene Ontology annotation, molecular function: G protein-coupled receptor activity.
UACAUGCCAUUUUGCAACACAGUAAUCCAGUAGAGACCUAAUUUAUUGAUAUAUUUCAAUAUCGAUCUAGCUUACUAUGAUGUGCUACCACCCCAAGUGGCUCAUGCUAGCUAGAAAGUUAAUGCACACGGUAACCAUGACGACGGAACUCUAUCUUUGAUCGCUGAUUGGCCACUUGCCCUAGUUAUGUCUUUACGUCCAAACUAGAUAGGUGAUGCCCCAAGUAAUCGUGGUGCAACCAAUAUUAGUUUGUUUUCACAGCUAUGUAUCAGCUUUUACACUGGAAACCAGAACCCUUACAUUUGAUGAGUCCUACUACGAGUAUGUCCCUGAUCGGCUGAAAUGGUCCGCGGCAGGCGAACUGUGCGAUCAGCGCGAUGGUGCCCUAGCCACUGUCUCCAGCCCAGCAGAGAACCAAGACCUAACCAGCUUUUUAAAGUCCUUGAACAUCUCUGAACCUGUGUGGAUUGCCAGGAAAAUCACACAUCUGAAAAUGUGGGGUGAAAAAAAACGUUCUUCCAAGACCUUGAUUCUGGAGUUCAUUGGGCGCUCAGACAGAAAGAAUGCCCGUCUUCUACACAAGUUCCCUUCCAUGGGCUCUGUGACCGUUUGCACCCGUCUCCGCUUCGAUCUGAAUUGCUUUGGAUUUUCCACCAUCUUCUCUUAUUCCAUCCAGUCAUAUAUUAAUGAGUUCCAGCUCCGUGCGAACCUGAUCCAGGGAAAGCCUGUGCAGCUGGCUCUGCUGGUCCAUGGUAAGCAUGGUGCUUACAAGGAAGCCUUUGACCACAACGGAUCCUGGCACUCAGUCUGCGUUUCUUGGAGCCAGAAUGGUGGACGCUGGGCACUAUUUAUUGAUGGCCUUCCGAUCUCCAAUGGCGAUGGCCUAAACAGUGCUGACAGCAUUGGCCCAGACGGUCUUUUCAUUAUCGGGCAGGAGCAGGACACCUUUGGAGGCUCAUUUAAGAAGGAUGAGUCAUUCUCAGGGAGCAUCACAGAGCUCCACAUUUGGGAUCGGGUACUGGACAGCAGCGAAAUCGACACCAUGGAAAAGGAGUGUUCACCCAUUUCCUCUGGGCUGGUGUUCAAGUGGAGUGAAGCAGCCAUGGAAAUAGAGUCCUCCCUUACGAAGCUGUUGAAAGACAGCCCUUGUCAAGGUAACAUCUCUUCGUUAGAAAAUUCGUUGUUGGAUUCCCUCCGGGAUGGAAAUUCCUCACAGAAUCAGAAUUUCUCCUUUCAGUUCCUCCACGGUCCUCAGUCUGAUAAGGAUUGUGGCGUCUUUGACCCUGAUAUCGGGAGCUGGGACCAUGCUGAGUGUGACUCACUCAAAGGCGCUGUCUGCCAGUUUAAAAAAGAAGUGAUAGAUGUUUUCAGUUUACCAAAGACGCCAUUCUUCAGCAGAUUGAGCAAGGAUCCUUUGACCAAACCUGUGAUGGAGGAGCUGAGCGUCAACAUCUCCUGGGACAGAGACCUGACCUUGCUGCAGCACCUGACCCAGGCUGUCCUACACACAGUGGAGGCCGGUAGCCCAAACCUCCUCACGUCGAGUGAUGUCCUCUACCUCUCCCAGAUGAUUGAGAUGGACCUGACUGCACUGGCUAGCACUAACUCUGCUGGAGCUGAUGCAGCAGAGGCAAUGGUGUCCAUUGCUACCAACUAUUUAAAGGUGGCGAGUUUGAUGCUGGAGCCCCAUAUGGCGACGCAGUGGAUGGGCCUGACAGAGGAUGGGGUCAGCGUGGGGCCAUUUACUAUUGUCAAGAGCAUUGACAAUCUCACUGAAACUCUUGCAGACAUAAUGUCUGUUGAGAGAAGAGGAUUCACUCUUUCAACCAAAAAUAUAGAUGUGCACAUGAAGUGGCAGAAGCUGUCUGAGGAGAGCUGUACUCAAUCCUUCAAGCCAUCUGCGGUCAGCUCUCACACCACCAGCAGAGGUGGUCAGGAUGAACUGCUUAUCCCAGAUGCUGAGCUCCAGAGGAUACACUCACUGGGAUAUGAGGAAGUGAUGUUUAUUCAUACCCACUACAGCCACCUGAGUGAGAUUGUAUCUGAUGCACAGGAACCUCCACAGAGUCAACAAGAGAAAGUUAAAAGAAUUCUCCCAGGUCACCUGGCUUCUGCUGUCAUAUCAGCCACCGUCCGUGACACAUCCAAGGCCCAAACUAUCCCUGUGGCCGUCCAGUACACCCUUUCCUCAUCACAUGUGGUGGAGUAUUCACAGAGAGUUACUCCUGUUUGUGCCUUUUGGAAUUUCAGCCUGAUGCAUAGUCAUGCCAAUAGCUGGUCCAGUGAUGGUUGCAGAGUGACCUUUGCCAGCUCUGGUGUCACUUCCUGCCUGUGUAACCACACCACUAACUUUGCAGUACUGAUGAAUUACCUGGAAUCAAAGUGGAGUCCCGAGGAAGAGCUUAUUUUGACCAAGCUGACAUUCAUUGGUUCUGGCGCGUCUCUGUGUGCACUGGUGGUGACCUUGAUGCUGUUCACUGUGCUGGACAUUCCCAAAUCUGACAGGACAUCCAUUCAUAAGAACCUGUUCAUCGCUCUGAUCUGUGCUCAAGUGAUUCUACUGUGCAGCGGCUCAGCCAUUCACAACAAGGUUGCGUGUACCCUUGUAGCAGCACUGCUCCAUCUCUUCUUCAUGGCAGCAUUUAGCUGGAUGCUGGUAGAGGGUCUGCUGCUCUGGAGCAAGGUGGUCGCUGUCAACCUAAGCGAGGACCGACACAUGAAGUAUUACUAUCUCAUCGGCUGGGGUCUGCCGGUGCUAAUAGUCACCAUCACGCUGGCAUCAGCCUCAGGCAAAUACUCUGCCGACGGCUACUGUUGGCUCAGUGUCCAGAACGGUGUUAUCUGGGGCUUCGCUGGGCCCGUCAUCUUCAUCAUUAUGGUGAAUGUCAUGGUACUAACCAGGGUGGUGGUCAUCACCAUCUCCACAGCCAAGAGAAGGUCCAUCAUGUUGGCCAUGGGCACCAGUCCUGUGGAACAAGCCUACGAGCAAAUUAGGGCUGCGGUGAAGGCAGUUUUGGUUUUGCUGCCCAUCCUUGGAUUGACAUGGCUGUGCGGCGUUCUGGUGCCUUUUUCCAUCGUCAUGGCCUACAUCUUCAUCCUCCUCAACUCCCUACAGGGCCUUUUUAUCUUCCUGAUAUAUGGGGUGUACAACACAGAGGUUCGGAGCACGGUCAACAGGAUCAAGGAAAGGAGAAAAGCGCUUAAUUUUUCAAACUGUGCCAGUUCCCGACCAUCCAGCUCAGUUACCAGCUCUCGUCCUGUCAGUUUCCCACUAGGAGCAACCGCAAGCCAGGAAGAUGAGGCCACCCCUACCUUCUCUCACAGCAACACCCCAGGCCUGGGGAAGGAGGAAGACGGGACCAGAGGUCAGCUGUCCAUUCCUUGUGAUCCAGAGAGAAUAGAAAAUCCCUUGAGCCAAACCUCCAAAGGCACUCAUCUGCAUAGAAAGGAGCCUCCUCCCUCAGAAGUGGACGCCUUGCCGACCGGUUGUAGUCUUCACGUUCCUAUGGAGCUCGAGUUAACAGCUUCCUGUUUCCCUCGCAGCCCCGCGCCUGAGAAAAGCUACGGUCUCGUCCACGUAGACUGACCCGGCCGGUGUGAUGAGGAUUGUAGUUUGAAAUUGUGAGUCAUUUUUUUUAAUCAGAAUUGAUCGAAUGUUUCCUUAUUACUCUGGCUCCUUUUUCCUUCACUUCACCUGUGAUCAUUGUAGAGACACAUGAAUGUUUGAUAGGUGUCCCUGAGCACUGCAUUCCUAAAUACUGGUUGCAGGUAUUUUCAGCGAGGACUGCCUUAAAACACUCAUUUUAAGAUGUGCUAAAUAAGAAUGUAAGCUAAAUGCCUCAAAUAUAAAUUUAAUGUUAACUUAAAUUUCACAAGUUUUCACUAAUGGUGCAUUGGUGUAUUUUUACUUUUGGUAAAUUUGUGUCAAAAAUAUUGUCUUGUUUGUGUUUUUCAUGCAUUUACUCUCAUGGUACUUCAAUUUGCUUGUAAAAGCGUUAUAUUGUCCAGUAAAGCGUGCGAUAAUACUGCAACUGCUAUUAUAUGAAGUGAGUAAUGUAAAGGGCAUCUUUGUGACCACAUAGUGUGACAUACUGUACAUAUCAUGUAACUGGUUUUAUUCAGGUCAUCACCCUCUCUCUCUUUCACCAUGUUUCCUGUCACUUUACUAUCAAACUAUUAAAUAAAGGACAAAAUAAGACAAAAAAAAAGAACAGCAAAGUGAUAUUUCUGUAUAUAGUUUUUGAUUCAGCCCAUGGACAUACCUGUACAGAUAAAAAAUACAUUUCCCCUAAUAUUUAAAGUCCCCAGCUGUUGCUCACCACAAGACAAAUACAUACUAUUUGAGAAAUAAGGUACCUAUUUUUCUUUCCACAGCGUAUACUGUAUUUGGGAGAAAAUAAAAAUCUUUCAUGUCAAUUUCAUAUGUUUUUUCUCUCUUCAUGCCAACAUCAUCAGGAACUAAGGAACAGGAACAUUUUUCUCUUGAGGGUAAUACAUUUGUAAUUCUGCGUAUGACUCGGGAGUUAAUCUGUCAUUCCUUCAUGCUGUGUUUUUAUAAAACGUUGAGAGGGAUGUUUGAAUAGCUAUUCAGUAGUUCCCAUAAAAAAU